This is a messenger RNA of Anoplophora glabripennis (Asian longhorned beetle), 2505 nucleotides long. RefSeq lists its product as uncharacterized. The record is from RefSeq and is a predicted model, not a curated record. NCBI's taxonomy places the organism in Eukaryota, Metazoa, Arthropoda, Insecta, Coleoptera, Cerambycidae. The coding region runs from base 1 to 2505 and encodes 834 amino acids. The transcript has 9 exons.
AUGGAGGUUAUGGAAGAUGGAAAUUUGAUGGACAAAGUCCACAUUUUGAUCCAGCGUGAUAUGGAAUAUUAUAAGGACAAACAGGCCGUGCUCCAAGAAACGAUUUGUCCCGGCGUGAUAGGCGGUAGGCUGGAUUUCCCUAGAUCGGCCUCAUUUGCCGCAAUGAAAUUAGUUUUAUGGUGGGAAGAAGAGUACGUUGCGGCGUAUAAGAAUCCUUCCGGUUUCCUACAGAAAGGCUCUGACGCUUCAAAGGAUAAUCAGGCGGCUGAAACGGAGGACGGCGGGAAAAUCGUGAAGGACUCCGACCCUUCCAAAUUUGCCAACCUCAUCAGCAAAUCGGCAGAUCAACUUUUAGAACAUCUACACGUUUUGACACAAGAAGCUCUAGACCACGCCGACCUAUCAGUACUAACGGGGACUAUUGGUGCUGCGGCUUUAUUAAAAAAUUGCCUCUGGUUCUUCAUUCAGUCCAUGAGUGAGACAAAGAACAGCAGUACUGAAGAACUGCAAGCCGGAUACAAAAAAUACAACGAAAUGUGCGAGGCACUUGCUGAAAGACUCUUGGACCUCCAUUGCAGGCUUCUGUCGUUGUAUAUUCUCCAAGAUGCAGAGUGUUUGGACUGGGAAGGUGAUAAACCAUUCUUCGAAUCAGAGAGGGGUUCCUACACCAUCCAAAUGUGGUGGUUGUACAUGCAAGGAACAAAAGAGGAUCUAUGGAACACUGUCCCACCAAAAAUGGCUCAAAGAGUUUUUUCCGGAAUGCUGAACGAGUCCCUUACAAUUUUAACCAUUCGUUAUACUCAAAGUUCCCCAUCAGAAGCUAGGAGUCAGCUCCUGGUGGUGGACAUAAGUAACUUGCUAUUGUGCGUAGCCCAACUUUUACCAUCUAUUUGCGACACAGCGAAGGAUUUCAUUGGAUUGUCGUACCACAGUAGUGGCAGCAAGAUAUUGAGAGACAUUCACACCAAAUGUCAAGAAUUGCUAACUUGUUUACCGCUGCGAGGAUCUUCACUCAAUGAUCUACAUAAGGUAUUCAAGAAAGGAAUUGACAACGUAGAAAUGUUCAAGCCGAAGACCGUUGGGCCUGUACCUUGGAUAAUAUUCGGAUUGCCAAAUAUUUUCAAGGACAGUUCGAAAAAUGUUUCGAAAAUGACAGAUUUGCCUUCAGACCUUUCUAUAGCACUAGAACUAAUGGUUCUCCUAGCACAGCCUCAGCCAAACUGGGCAUUACUCUUAAAGGUUCUUUGUAUGAAGAAGUGCAAAAUCCUCCAAUUAAUCUUAUACUUGACGGUAGACAACUACACUGCAGAAAUGCAAAAGAAGAUCGCACGCAACUCCGCCUGUGGAUCUUUCCUUUGUUCUGAAGAUGGCACUUGUAGAAAUGUUAACACAUCCUCAUCGACCUUAAACGAGGUACACUACUAUGACCUCAUCUCGUCUUCAACUGAAGUGCUAUUGUACAUGGGAAACGAUGACGACCUAUCAGAUAUUUUACUACCAAUUAUUACAAAAAAUCACAACUGGGCUAAAUGUUUCGAAAGAAGAAAUGUGUGGAACCAAAUACGGCCUCCAUGGUACGAAGCCAUUCUGCACCUCAUUUCACCUCUUAUACCCACCAUAACCGAAAGCAUCAUCAACGCCGUCCAAACGGGUGCAACGAUGUACCAAUCGAUGUCCCUCACCUUAGCUCUAUUAAGUUUCUACUGGGACUGUGCAAACCCUAUUUUGACGCAGAUAUCAGCAUUGCUUCAAGAAAUUAUUCCAGCUGACAUAGUUCCAAUGAACAACUCUGCCUUGUUGCAAAUCCUGGUUUCCGCACUAUACAGCGCCUUCUUACACAUUUCCGAAGGACCAAAAAAAGAAGUCAAGUUCGCAGUUACUGAAACAAAUCCUUCAGAUAAUCGCAGGAGCUUUUCUACUAGUUUUGAUGCUGCGAAUAGCACUACAGAGGCUAUAGCUUUAGCGGUGGCCGAAUCUUUAUGUAGCAUCGACGAAGACAAUAAACACACGGAUCAGAUAGAGGAGUUUUUAGAGCAAGUGAAAAAUUGUAAACCGGACUUGGAUUUUUGUGCGGGUGGAUCGAGUAGGGUGGAAACGACUCAGCAGAUGUUGGAAGUUUUAGUCAGUGAUCUAUUGAUUACUACAAGCGGAAAAAAGAGUUUGAAGACGCUAUACCAUUUCAUGAAACACAACAGUGAGUGGCUGUAUCAGAAACUUGGGGUAAGUGAGGAUAAAGAUGAUGCGACUCCAAAUAAAGUAAUAUCUCAACCUACUCGAUUGCUUCACACUAUGUUUCACAUUGGAUAUAGACCGUUCGACCAGCUUCUAACUGGUGAGCUACAGCCGAAUUGGUUCAAUCUACUUCAAACUCCCAUGGGAUUAACCUCAGAAAGGGUGUGGAUGCAGUUGUCGCCUAGAUGGGAAUUUAGAAAUAUCAAUUCCUCUAGUCUCUCAAGCCAUGACGUUCACAUUAUUAACAAUAUAACAUCCCUGCUCAAACAAUAA